Messenger RNA from Morchella importuna, 1236 nucleotides. RefSeq lists its product as uncharacterized. The record is from RefSeq and is a predicted model, not a curated record. Gene Ontology annotation, molecular function: alpha-1,2-mannosyltransferase activity. Lineage: Eukaryota; Fungi; Ascomycota; Pezizomycetes; Pezizales; Morchellaceae. The coding region runs from base 1 to 1236 and encodes 411 amino acids. Gene Ontology annotation, biological process: protein N-linked glycosylation; cell wall mannoprotein biosynthetic process; protein O-linked glycosylation. Gene Ontology annotation, cellular component: Golgi apparatus; membrane. The transcript has 5 exons.
AUGGCAGCAUCCAACACACGGACCCUGCGGUUCGUUCUGCUGGCAUUUUUCACAAUAGCCGUACUUUUCAAGGUCUACUCGUCAACCUAUGUCUCUACCGCCAAAACUUCUAUUAUUCCUGUAGAGCAAAUCAUCUCACAACAAAACGGCUCUCCUAGCUCGCCUUCCACCGCCGAUGGCGCAACCUCCCCAGGCUCGGUUUCCUCUGAUCAGACACCCAACACAUCCAACUCUCUCCCUCCCGCAGUACAUUCUGGCGAACGUGCAAAUGCGACUUUCAUCACUCUCGCGCGGAAUAACGACAUCUGGGAGAUUGCCAAAUCCAUCCGGCAGGUCGAGGACCGUUUCAACCGAAAAUUCAAUUACGACUGGGUCUUCCUGAACGACAAACCCUUCGAUGCUCAAUUCAAAAAGAUUACUACUGCCCUGGUAUCCGGCAAUACGAAGUAUGGAUUGAUUCCCAAGGAGCACUGGAGCUUCCCCGAUUGGAUCGACCAGGACAAAGCGAAGAAAGUCCGAGAGGAUAUGGCGCAGCGUAAAAUCAUCUAUGGUGAUAGUGUCAGUUACCGUCACAUGUGCCGUUUUGAAUCCGGCUUCUUCUUUCACCAUCCCCUUCUGCUUGACUACGAAUACUACUGGCGCGUUGAGCCAUCAAUUGAGCUCUACUGUGAUGUUGACUACGAUGUAUUCCGAUUCAUGCGCGACAACAAGAAAAAGUACGGGUUUGUGCUAUCUCUGUAUGAGUAUGUGGAGACUAUUCCCACACUCUGGGAUAGUGUCAAAGCCUUUAUGAAGGAGUAUCCUCAGCAUAUACACAAAGACAACGCAAUGGCCUUCUUGUCGGACGACGAUGGCAACACGUACAACCAUUGUCAUUACUGGUCGAAUUUUGAGGUCGGAUCGCUGGACUUUUGGAGAGGGCAAGCAUAUACGGAUUUUUUUAACAAAUUGGACCAUGAUGGAGGGUUCUUUUAUGAGAGAUGGGGGGAUGCCCCGGUGCAUAGUAUCGCGGCAGGGUUGUUGAUGUCGAAGGAUGAAAUCCACUUUUUCAACGAUAUUGCUUACUAUCAUGUCCCGUUUACUCAUUGCCCCACCACGGAGAGCGACAGGAUCAAACUCAAAUGCACCUGCAACCCGAAGGAUAACUUUGACUGGAAGGGAUACUCCUGCACAUCCCGUCACUUUGAUGUCAUGGGCUUGGAGAAGCCGGAUGGCUAUCAGAACCAAAUGGACUAA